Molecule: messenger RNA, 2113 nt
Organism: Drosophila melanogaster (fruit fly)
Lineage: Eukaryota; Metazoa; Arthropoda; Insecta; Diptera; Drosophilidae
Gene: Aduk
Product: another drosophila Unc-51-like kinase
Exons: 5
Coding region: 118-1515 (465 amino acids)
Biological process (GO): autophagy
Cellular component (GO): cytoplasm
Molecular function (GO): protein serine kinase activity; protein kinase activity; kinase activity
Source: RefSeq, marked reviewed
CUGGAUUGCGCGCGCGUGUGUGUGUGAGCAGAGGAGAGCGAAAACAAUCGACCAAUGGAAAACAUAAACAUAUAAUUUUAAAAAUAUUUGGUAUCAGAACUAGAUGACCGGCCCAACAUGUCACUGCCGCGGAUCACGGACUUUGAAAUUCUCGAGAAACUUGGAGCGGGCAGCUAUGCGACCGUGUACAAAGCGCGGCACAAAAAACAGCGCACUUAUCAUGCCAUCAAGUAUGUGGAAAUGUCGACGUUGUCGCAAACCUCGCGGGAAAACCUAAUCACCGAAAUACGCCUCCUCCGGGAACUCAAGCACAAGUACAUUGUGACCCUGCAGGAUUUCUUCUGGGACGACAAAAAUAUUUACAUCGUUUUGGAGUAUUGCAAUGCCGGCAAUCUAUCCGCUUUUAUACGAACCAAGAAGGCAUUGCCGGAGAGCACCUGUCGCUACUUUUUGCGCCAAUUAGCUGCCGCUGUGCAGUACAUGCGAGCCAACGAUGUGUCCCACUUCGACCUUAAGCCACAGAACCUGCUGCUUACCCGGGGAGCUAACAAUGUGUCCCUGAAGGUGGCAGACUUUGGGUUUGCUCAGCACCUCAAACUAGGCGAAAUCAAUCAACAGCUGAAGGGAUCGCCGCUCUACAUGGCCCCAGAGAUUGUGCGCAAGCAUCAGUACGAUGCCAAGGCGGAUCUCUGGAGCAUCGGGGUCAUCCUCUACGAAUGCCUAUUCGGCAAGGCGCCGUAUAGUUCGCGAACCAUUGAGGAGCUAUUGCUGAGGAUUAGGAAGGCCGAGGCCAUAACACUGCCACCAAACGCUCGGAUCAGCAACGAGUGCCAUGAUCUCUUGCGCCGCCUUUUGGCCCACGAGCCCACGGCGCGCAUUUCGUUUGCAGACUUCUUUGCGCAUCCCUUUCUCGAUCUCAAGACGUUUCCCACGGAGCACACUCUGCAAAAGGCCAUUGAUUUGGUCACGCAAGCAUGCGCAUACGAUGAGAAACACAAUUACAAGGAGGCUUACUAUCUGUACUGCAGUGCCCUGCAGUAUUUUGUGCCGCUUAUCACGGAGGAGACGGACGCCACCAAGCGGCUGGCAUUGCGCAAUCGUGCCUUGUCCUACACAAAGCGCGCCGAGGAAAUCAAGAAUUGCAUAAUCGAGGACGAAUACAGAAUGUUGGCUGAACGUCAACGGCAGGCGGCUACAGCUGCCACAGCUAACCAAGAGCCAUCUUCAGCUACCCAGGUGCCCGCUGCGCAGCCAAGCAGCUCGCGUGUUGCAGAAAUGCUGGAACCGGAUUCCCGCUAUAAACAGCUAUAUGCCCUUUCGAACUCAAGUCCGUCCAUGAAGACUGGCCUGGAAAUCGGACGGAAGGGUGAGCUAUACCUCUACGAGCGGAAGCUGGACGCAGCACUGGAGUCGUAUACUUCAGCUUUGGGCAUUCUGGUGCCGUUUGUAAACAAUGAACCAAAGGGCGAACGCCGUAAUCUGUUGCUGCAGCAGGUUAGCAAAAUGUGCAUUUAAUGCUAAUAAAUUCACCAAUAAGAAACAAUAUUUAAGCUGGAAUUCUGGAUGAAGGAGGCGGAGAGCAUCAAGAGCAUUUUAAGCGCCAAGCACUUGGACGAUGAGGAGCAGAAGUUGUCCACGGUACGCAGCUGCAGCAUACAAUAGACAAAAAAAAAUUGAAUUGAAUUCGGCGCCUGGUGCGCAUUUGUUAGAGUAUUUUUGUAGGUCGAUGUGCAAGGAGCAUCGCUUAGUACAAUAGACUUCUAUGAUCUUAUAUACAAUAUACAGAUAUACAAAUGUCUCUACUAGAUUCGCUUUCUAUGUACAGCAGUAUCAUUACCGCUAUUUGUAACGCUCCCCAAGAACCCUAUGUCUAUAUAUAUUGCUAUUCCUAUUCGUAAUUGUUAUGUAAGUCCUAACACCGAUGGCCUUUUACUUGUAUACUAACCCACCCACUUGUUUGCAGCUAAAAUCCGUUGUUAAGUUUUAAAUUCUUUGAUUUUCUAUUUUAAGCGCACUUCAUUGAGAACCAUCACAUUCCAGGGCUGGUCGAAACCGCCGCUCAUUUUUUUCAUUCUGUUCAUUGUGCUUAAUUUGAUUAAAAUUGUUUAAAUAU